AUUUGUAUUUAUAUCUUGCUGUAUGUACGCUUAUGAUUUUGACAACUUUACCUUUUGUUUACAAUCAAAACAAAAUCCGAUUAACAAACAUUAAGGUUUGAAAAAUAAAUUAAUUUAUAAAUUAAAUGAAAAAUGGGCAGACAAAUGACUGUUAGUGACUUACAAACAUAUUUUAAAACACAUAAUAAAAUAAAAGAACAAAAGGCACAUUCUUCCAAAGUUCAUUCUGUUGGAUGGAGUUGUGAUGGAAGACGUCUUGCUUCAGGCUCUUUUGAUAAAACCGUAUCCGUUUUUACUUUAGAUCGCGAUAGAGCACUAUCUAAAGAAAAUACUUUUCGGGGACAUACUGGCUCGGUUGACCAAUUAUGCUGGCAUGCAUCCAUUCCGGAAUUACUUAGCACCGCUAGUGGUGAUAAAACAGUACGCAUUUGGGAUGUAAGGAUGGGAAAAUGUGCUACAACAAUUCCAACAAAAGGAGAAAAUAUAAAUAUUACUUGGUCGCCUGAUGGAAAAACUAUUGCGGUUGGAAAUAAAGAAGAUUUAGUUACUUUUAUUGAUACUAGAACGCAUAAAAUUCGAGCAGAAGAGCAAUUCAAUUUUGAGGUUAACGAAAUUGCUUGGAACAAUACAAGUGAUCUUUUUUUCUUAACUAAUGGACAGGGAUGUAUUCAUAUUCUUAGUUAUCCUACCCUAGAACUAAAACAUGUAUUAAAAGCUCACCCAGGCACUUGUAUUUGUAUUGAAUUUGAUCCAAUGGGAAAAUAUUUUGCUACAGGUUCUGCUGAUGCUUUAGUAUCAAUAUGGGAUGCAACAGAAUUAGCUUGUGUUCGAGUUCUUUCACGUCUCGAUUGGCCAGUACGUACUAUAUCUUUCAGUUACGACGGGAAGUUAUUAGCAUCAGCCAGUGAAGAUUUAAUGAUUGAUAUUGCACAUACCGAAACUGGUGAGAAAGUCACACAUAUUACGGUGGAUGCUGCUACUUUUACUGUUGCUUGGCAUCCUAAACAAUAUUUAUUAGCAUAUGCUUGCGAUGAUAAAGAUAAUUGUGAUCGAAGAAGGGAUGCUGGAAAUUUAAAAGUUUUUGGAUUUUCAGAAUAAAAAGUAUAAUUUUUGU
Messenger RNA from Condylostylus longicornis, 1114 nucleotides. It is a transcript of the gene tex, whose product is annotated as THO complex subunit 3. Lineage: Eukaryota; Metazoa; Arthropoda; Insecta; Diptera; Dolichopodidae. Gene Ontology annotation, molecular function: protein binding. Gene Ontology annotation, cellular component: THO complex part of transcription export complex. The record is from RefSeq and is a predicted model, not a curated record. Gene Ontology annotation, biological process: mRNA export from nucleus. The transcript has 3 exons. Bases 133 to 1098 code for a protein of 321 amino acids.